GUUUGCGAUGGGCGAAUUCACUCGUUUGGGAUGAGGGUGCUCGCCUGCCCCUGCGCGACAUUGUGGGCCGCGGCGCACACCAAGCACAGCGCCACCACCACCCUUGUCUCCUCCACCGCCAGCACCGCCCAGGGGAUUCUCGCUGCCUCUUGAGCUUGGGCAUCUGGAUCGCGAUGAUCCAGCAGAGAAGGAAUUGGGUCUACCAGCGUACAGAUCUCAUCCAGAGAAGCAGCGAUGCCAAGAGCGCGCUCAAGCUCUACUGGCGCGCGCACCAGCAAUUCCUGGGCGUGGAAUCCACAGGGAUCCCUCCAGACGGCAGUGAUCGAGAGUUGGCGCCUCCUCCACCCGGGGAUCGCCUCGCCGAGACGUGGAAUUCGAUCGAGGAGAUGGGCGUGGCGGUGCUGGAGCUCUGCCUGGCGGCGCUGGCCAGCGGAUUGGCAGGCGGCAAGAACCGCUACGUUCUCGAGAAGCUCUUCCUCAAGAUGCAGUACGCGCGCCUCCCAAUCUCCAAGUUCCAGUGCCGCCGCUUACUCCUCCAAUGCGGCGGCACCGCCAACGAUCACGUCCUCCUCCGCGCGCUCUACGCCUUCAUGCACUGCCGCCGGAUGCUCACCACCGCGCUGUGCAACCACAGCAUCUAG
This is a messenger RNA of Selaginella moellendorffii, 641 nucleotides long. RefSeq lists its product as uncharacterized. Bases 174 to 641 code for a protein of 155 amino acids. The transcript has 2 exons. NCBI's taxonomy places the organism in Eukaryota, Viridiplantae, Streptophyta, Lycopodiopsida, Selaginellales, Selaginellaceae. The record is from RefSeq and is a predicted model, not a curated record.